AUGCUGGCCGCUUUCGUCUCUACCGCCCUCACUGCAGCGGCUGCACUCUCCUUUGCUACGGCAGUUUCUGCGACGCCGGCGACGCUCGACAAACGCAUUAACUUCCGGUCCUGCUCCGUGGCUCAGCAGGAUCAGGUCGUCGCCGGGGUCGCUGAGGCCCAGCGCUACGCUGACGAUGCGGUCCGUAACCUCCAGACCAAGCCAGACACAAGCCGCUUCCGGGCCUGGUUCGGCGACUUCGACACUGCGCGCCACGAGACUGUGCUAGAAAACUUUAGGAAAAUAGCUAACAGCCGAUUUGGGUCCUACACGUACGACUGCGCGUGCGACAGUCCCUACAGCUUCGGUCAAGUGCGCCCGGAAGAGUUCGGCGUCAUCGGCAUCUGCCCCCGCUUCUGGGAUGCGCCGGCAACAGGGACAAACUCGAAGGGCGGCGUGCUGGUCCAUCUUGCCUCUCAGUUUAAAAGCCUCGCCGCCACGGACAUCCUCUUCCCCGGGAAAGACGCCGCUUUCAACAUUGCGAUGCGCGACCCUGCCAAGGCCCUUGCCAACGCAGCCAACUAUGAAUACUUCGCUGAGAAUGAUGCGCCGACACGGGAUUGA
Mycena indigotica is the source of this 603-nucleotide messenger RNA. RefSeq names its product Peptidyl-Lys metalloendopeptidase. The record is from RefSeq and is a predicted model, not a curated record. Gene Ontology annotation, molecular function: metalloendopeptidase activity. The transcript is spliced from 3 exons. Lineage: Eukaryota; Fungi; Basidiomycota; Agaricomycetes; Agaricales; Mycenaceae. Bases 1 to 603 code for a protein of 200 amino acids.